Manihot esculenta (cassava) is the source of this 1427-nucleotide messenger RNA. RefSeq names its product transcription factor IIIA. The record is from RefSeq and is a predicted model, not a curated record. Bases 117 to 1208 code for a protein of 363 amino acids. Lineage: Eukaryota; Viridiplantae; Streptophyta; Magnoliopsida; Malpighiales; Euphorbiaceae. The transcript is spliced from 3 exons. Gene Ontology annotation, cellular component: nucleus. Gene Ontology annotation, biological process: regulation of transcription by RNA polymerase II.
CCCAUCGGUUAUACCUUGCGCGAUAAAAGGAAGCCAGUGUACCUCUUGCUCGGUCUCCUUCUUCUUCCAAACAGCUGGUCUGCGUGGUGUAGAUUCAGAGCGAGAGCGACAACAAAAUGGAAGAAACAGCUGAGAUCGAAAGGCCGAGGCCUAUUUUUAGAGAUAUCAGACGUUAUUUCUGUGAUUAUUGUGGAAUUUGCAGAUCUAAGAAGUCUCUCAUCACUUCUCAUAUUCAAACUCACCACAAGGAAGAGAUGGACAAGGAAGAAGCUCAUGGGGAAGAAAAAAUUGAGGGAGUGAAGUCUAAUACUUGCCAAGAAUGUGGUGCUAGUUUCAAAAAGCCUGCAUAUCUGAAACAACAUAUGCAAAGUCAUUCUCUUAUGAGACCAUUUGUGUGUUCAGCUGAUGAUUGCCAUGCCAGCUACAGAAGGAAAGACCACUUGACUCGCCACCUUCUUACGCAUGAGGGAAAGCUCUUCAAGUGUCCUAUCAAGAAUUGCAACCGUGAAUUUAUUUUCCAAGGCAAUGUUAAAAGGCAUGUUAAAGAACUCCAUAGCGAGAAUUCGCCCCCCACUAAUGUUGGUCAGAAGCAGUAUGUUUGCCAUGAAAUUGGUUGUGGGAAGGUGUUUAAAUAUCCUUCAAAGCUGCAAAAACACGAGGAGUCACAUGUCAAAUUAGAAUCAGUGGAGGCAUUCUGUGCAGAACCAGGCUGUAUGAAACAUUUUUCCAAUGCUGAAUGCCUCAAGGCCCACAUCCAUUCAUGUCACAGAUACGUGACUUGUGAGAUCUGUGGGACGGAACAGCUGAAAAAGAACUUGAAGAGACAUCUCCGCACCCACGAAGUUGGUGGUCAGUCGAUGGAGAGAAUUAAAUGCCAUUUUGAGGAUUGUUGCCACACAUUUUCUAGUAAAACAAAUCUUAAUCUGCAUAUUAAGGCUCUGCACCUUGAAGGCAGACCUUUCACGUGUGGAUUUCCAGGUUGUGAUAUGAGAUUUGCGUACAAGCAUGUCAGAGAUAAACAUGAGAAAUCUGGGUGCCAUGUCUAUACUCUUGGUGAUUUUGAAGAGUCUGAUGAACAAUUCAGGUCAAGGGCACGAGGUGGGAGGAAGAGGAAAUGCCCAACUGUAGAAAUGCUUAUUCGCAAGAGGGUUACUCCACCAACUGAUUUGGAUGAGUGCCAUGCUUGGUUUCAGUCAAUGGAAUCAUGAGCAUUGAGCAGUCAUGAAUUACUCUCAGGCUGUUGAACUUAGCUCUAUAUGUGAAGCUUGUAGUUGCUCUUGUAUAUUUUGCGUUUUGUUACUCUUAGAAAUAGAGGCUACGGACUGUUGAACUCGUUGUGUUCUAACUCUCCUGAUUUGUCAAAAGAUAUCAAAUCAGAUAUUUAUGCUAUAAUGUCGUAGCUUGAAGCUUAUUGGCACAUUUUUAUA